Penicillium verrucosum is the source of this 2100-nucleotide messenger RNA. RefSeq names its product ChAPs family protein. Gene Ontology annotation, cellular component: exomer complex. The coding region runs from base 1 to 2100 and encodes 699 amino acids. Gene Ontology annotation, biological process: Golgi to plasma membrane transport. NCBI's taxonomy places the organism in Eukaryota, Fungi, Ascomycota, Eurotiomycetes, Eurotiales, Aspergillaceae. The transcript has 6 exons. The record is from RefSeq and is a predicted model, not a curated record. Gene Ontology annotation, molecular function: protein binding.
AUGGUCGCGCCCGCUGUCCCUGAGAUUCACGAGGAGGAGGAUAUCUAUGUUGCGGUCGAUGCGCGAACGGAGUCCUUGCAGAGCUUGCGAGAACUAGGUCCUCCAGACCUAGUCUAUUUGGUCAAGCAGCCCAAGGCCAAUUCGACUCGCCAGACCGGAGUUUAUCAUCAUGUCACCGGAAUCGAUGCUUCCUCGUCCGCUAGCCUAGCCGCCUAUGUUAAUACCCUCACAUUCUCUCCCCUCGACAAGACGCAUAAAGUGGUGUCGGGGAUCUACUGUUGCUACAAUGCAUUCUCCCAUCUCGAUAUGCGCGUCGAAGUUAAAAUUCCCGGAAGUUUGGAGAGCUACUGCAUUGAUGAACGGGGUGACAAGCGGGUUGCCACUGAGGCUCUUUGGCUUGAGACCUUCCUUUGCGCCGUUCUGAGGGCUUACCUUUAUGCGGACGAUGGAAGUGGAGAUUCGGUCAAGAGGAUUGUUGGAGUCAGACGAUUCAACCCCGUGACAAACACGGAGAUGGAGCACAAAUUCCUGGAUGCUGCCGAGAAGCUUUUUUUUCUUGGGUAUGGAUCUCAAACCAAUUGGCCUGUUGUGUCCCUGACUAACAACACUUUAGGACGCCAACUGAGCUCUGACCCCGAAACCCAAGUCCCUAACACUGUGAGCAACCACCUCACAUCCGGAAUCCUCAAAUACAUCCAUACGACUGGCCGCUAUACCUCCGGAAUCAACUUAUUCGAGAAGCUCCGCACAAAGGAUGUUGAGGUUUCGUCCCUCCUGGCUCGUGUGCAAAUUAUGGCAGACGAGGAGGUACAAGCGGUACGCCUCAUGUAUGACGCUUUACAAGAUGUUCCGAUGGACUAUGCUCUACUCGAUUGCCAGGCUACUUUCUGUCAAAGCAAAGGCGAAAGCGAGAUGGCACUUGAGUGCGCUAAGCGUGCAGUUACUGCAGCUCCCAGCGAAUUCAGUACAUGGGCUCGCCUGGCAGAGGUAUAUGUCAGUAUGGAACGCUGGGAUUUGGCGCUUCUGACUCUCAACUCUUGCCCCAUGUUCACCUAUCAAGACAAGGAUACCCCUCGCAUGCCACAACCGUCACGCAUCAUGCUCCCAAUUCUUGCUGAAAGUAUUCUCGAUGAAAUCGACGAAGGCCAGCCAAAGCAGGGAGACCCGCACGACUAUGUUCACCCUUCGCUUCGGAAAAUCCAUGCUGCUAGUUACCAAGGUACUUUCUUAAAGGCCUACAAUCUUCUGACCAAAAUCGCUGCUGCCAUUGGAUGGGACCAGCUACUCAAGGCUCGUAGCCAGGUUUUCGUGAUGGAAGAAGAAUACCGCGUUGAGCGGCAGCACGUUCCUAAACCCGCUACAUCCUCAGGGGCGGAGACAAAUGGCAAUAGCCCCAGCAACGAAGAUGAAUCUGGCUCUGUGGCUGACCCUGACGCGACCGAGCCGUCUUCGGAAGAAAUUACCAAUGGAGAUGUGGGAGACAGCCACGCUGAAAGCCCCCUCGAGCGACCGGAGCAAACAGUGGCAUCCGAAGUUGUCAAGUCUGGCAAGGAAGAUCCUGACCCAUCUCACGCCGCAUAUACCCAAUUCCGAAACAAGCGACUUUGUGAAAGAUGGCUAGAUAACUUGUUUAUGGUACUUUACGAGGAUCUGCGUAUCUACACCAUUUGGCGGACCGAAAUGGCCCAGUUCCGUCAACAAGCCAUGGAAUACAAGAAAUCUGCUACGGAGUGGGAAAUCCUUGGUGAGCUUGCGCAGCGACUACACCAUUUCGACGAAAGCAUUGAGGCAUACCAGAGCUGUCUAGCCACUCGAUUCUCCCCCAAGGCUAUGCGUGGAGUGUUGAAAUUGUACGAACAACGAAAUGACACCAGAGGCAUGCUUGGCGCGUUGAUCCGCCUCAUCGCAUGGCAAUAUCGUUGGUACUCCGAAUUCUCCCCCGAGCUUUUGUUCCUAGUUCGCAAGCUCAUUGAGGACGAGGGUGCUGUUAAAGUCCGCAGCAUUGUCCAAGCGACCAACUUGCCUCAAGCCGUCCUCGACCUCACACACCAGUACUGUCAACUAUGUGCUACCUUCCGCAGCAGUGGUAGCGACACUUAA